This is a messenger RNA of Anthonomus grandis grandis, 9699 nucleotides long. Its product is annotated as terminal nucleotidyltransferase 5C. Gene Ontology annotation, biological process: mRNA stabilization. Lineage: Eukaryota; Metazoa; Arthropoda; Insecta; Coleoptera; Curculionidae. Bases 248 to 1774 code for a protein of 508 amino acids. The record is from RefSeq and is a predicted model, not a curated record. Gene Ontology annotation, molecular function: RNA binding; poly(A) RNA polymerase activity. The transcript has 7 exons.
CGAAAAGCGGGACAAUCCCGCACGCAGUCCGAUUGUAGCCGUAUUCGUGUGCGGUCGGAUAAUUGCGCCGUUGCCGAAUUUCGCGAAUAUUCCCGAUUAAGAGAGAACAUCAUCGUCAGUCGUGUGGUCCGCGCUCAAUUUUGCCUGUUGAGCCCGUGCGUGUGUAAUUCGAUCUUGGCCGCAGUAAAAAGGAUCCGUUUUCUUGGUGUAAUAGGAAAAGAGGGUCGAUCAGUGGACGGUUGUAAUAAUGAUGAAAAACAGGCAGAGUGCGGUGCUUGACAUGCAGGGUCUCCAACCCUUUUCUUUAUAUGACGAUUCGGGAAACAGCUGUGGUUCGUCCGUAGUCUCCGAUUUUACCGGGAACGAAGAUGAAUGCGUUCUUCAGGUGUCCGAUUUAGAUUCUGAAAGUAACGAUGGACGAUCUGAAGCUAUACAGUGUGACAUUGGUCAAGACUCAGAUGACGAAUGCGUCGAGGUGGGGGGCCCAUACGAUUUUGGAGCUCCCCAAAACAAAGACAACACAUUUGAUGAAGAUGCUCAAGCCAAAUUAGCGGUAUUAUCAUACGAACAAAUCUGUAGGCUUAAUGACGUUAUGGAAGAAACCGUCAGUAUAGUUGGUAGAGGAAACUUUCCUACCCUCGAAAUACGACUGCGCGAUCUGGUGGACAUCGUCAGGGCGAAGCUGGAGGGUGAUCCUACCGCGGGUGGGGCAGGGAUGCGCGUUCGCGAUAUUAGAUUGAAUGGUGGAGCAGCAUCACAUGUAUUAGCUGCAGGUCAAGACCAGCCAUACAACGACGUAGAUCUGAUCUUUGGGGUAGAACUGAGCUCACCCAGGAACUUCGACAAGGUCAAAGCGGCGGUGUUGAGUUCAUUAUACGACAUGUUGCCAGACGGAGUCAGUCGCAAACGAAUAUCUACCUGUAGUCUAAAAGAAGCUUAUGUCAGCAAAAUGGUCAAGGUUAACAACCAAUCGGACUCUGGUGAUCGCUGGUCUCUCAUUUCCCUUGGCUGCCAACGUGGCAGGGGAGUCGAACUAAAAUUCGUCGACCGCAUGCGCCGUCAGUUCGAGUUCAGCGUAGACUCGUUCCAGAUCGUUUUGGACUCGCUGUUGCUGUUCUACCGCUGCGCCACCACCGACCAAGACGGAAACCCCACCGCAAUGAUCAGCGAGAAUUUUUAUCCCACGGUUGUAGGUGAAUCUGUGUUCGGUGACUUUCAGGAGGCCUUAUACCACUUACAGAAGAGAUUGAUAUCGACGAGGAGGCCCGAGGAGAUACGUGGCGGGGGAUUGUUGAAAUAUUGCAUGCUUUUAGUGAAGAAUUAUCGGCCGGCUCAUCCGGAUUAUAUUCGAUUAUUGGAAAGAUACAUGUGCUCUCGGUUCUUCAUAGACUUUUCGGAUGUGACCCAGCAAAGGUCGAAGCUUGAAACGUAUCUUUGGAACCACUUCGGCAGCGGCCCAGAAGAGGCGGCAGCAAGGCACCGGUUUCUUUUGCUUUUGCACGAUGUUGUUGCGCAAAGCACGGUCUGCCUGAUGGGUCACGAGCGCAGGCAGACUUUACACCUCAUUAAGAAUUUGGCAUGGCAGGUGCUUUAUCAAGACCAAGGUCAUCAACAGCAGCAACCACAGCACAUGUUGGCACCACCGCAGGCCGCCCCCGCCGUUCCGCCCCUGGUCAUCGCCAACGGUUACAUUUACGCCCCGAUUACGAUAGCGACUUCGCCAUGUCAGUUCUGCGGCUGCGGGUCCUCCUGGAUGACGUGCUGCAGCACGUGACCUUGCGUAGAUCUUAAAAACGAAACGUUCGACUAAUCCCGGACGAAAUCGUGAGAAAUCGGCCGCGGACGUUAAGUUUAAAAAAAAAACACAGUACAGGACUUAAUUUUUUUUUUUUGAUUGAUUAUAAUCUUACACCGUUGCUGCUUUUAGGAGUUGUAUUCUUCUCUUCAUAUGUGAGAGAACAAAGGUUACUAAGUUACCACUGUUAAAUGAUGAUCUCAAGGCUCGAAAGCAGCGCGUGUUUACUGUAACGUCCGCGGCCAUUACAAGAAAACAAAAAAAAGUAAAAAAAAAGUUAAAAAAAAUUAAUGGUGAUAAAAUGUAAAAAGUUACGUGUCGUAAUUAAAACAAACAUUCCCUACAAUCGUAAACUAUGGACUGAAAGGUUGGAAAUAAUGCUACAAAUUUAAAGUAGAGUACCUAUGCUACUAUUAUAACUAUAAGCUAAUUUGACGACAUGUUUUUUUAAGCUUAAUAAAUUCCUGAGACAGAAGCAAAACGAGUUCUGUGGAGAGAAAAAUUAAGAAAAUAUUUUUUAAUAAUAUAAAUUUUACGAUCGCUGUGAGGGACCAUUGAUUGCUUUUUUAAUUAGCAGCUGAAAAGGAAAUUAUUGGUAAUUUUCUGGAAAUUGCCAAUGAACAAAGCUUUUACUAUUUUAUCUGAAGUAACCAUUUUUGUUACUUAAAUGUGACCAGCAACUCCUUAACUCGCUAAAAUUCAAACAAAUUUUGGAUUGAGAUUGAAUUUGGAUAUAACAACUAAUUUCUUCUUGAAAGUCUUAUAAUAGCACACCCUACAAUUUAUCAUUUUGUUUUGAUUUAUUCAGAUUUUUUCUACAUUUUCUUUAAAAAUCCAAUGUGACUGUAGUAUUUUAUAAGCGCAAAAAGACAAAUAAAGAAACUAUCACCACACUUUGAUAUUGAGACUAAAAGCUGACUUUGGACUUCUAUAUAUUCAAUUUUACCAUCGAUUUUUUAAAUUAGUAACAAUUCUUUCGAAUCGAAUGAUACAGCUACUUAGAGAUUUACUUUUCAUAUAGCGUGUUUCUCAAGUUCCUCUGGAGCUGCACUUGGGAGGUGAUUUGUUGUCUAGAUAAUCAGUAUAAUUUUCUAGAUCGAAUUGUAAUUCCUCUGGAUUCAGUUUUAAGCAAACUUGAGAACAAUUAGAUAGAUACUUAGAAUGGUUGGUCACAUUUAGGAUAUUUCUUAGGCCUUUUUAUAGGAAAAAAAUUAGUGUACCUAGGAAGUGAUGCUCUAAAGGAAACUGAGCAUUAUUUAUUUUGCGAUGAUGUUACUUCGAAUAUUUGAAUUAUGCUAUAUUGGAAAUUCACUGCAUAAGCAUGUUUCUAACUAUUUUUCCAGGCACCUAAGUAUGCGUUCCCAGUGUGAACACUUUUUGAAGUAAAUGCGAGCAAUAUUUUAAAACCCAUUUUUAUUGAAGAAUUUGCAAUAUGGUCUUUUUUGAGAGAAAAAAUAUAGGUACAGUCAUUUUUUCCAAAAAAAAAAAACAAAUUUUUACGGCAGAGUUAGCUCUAUUCCUUCGGAAUCUUCUCAAGACUUUCUUUCCUUCGUAGAGAAGUUUAACUCUAGAUUACCUAUUUCUUUAUUUAUAUUUACUAAUCUCUAGUUAUUUAAAAUUUCACAAUGCUGAUCAAUACUCAAUUUAGCACUUAUCUUCACAUAAGCUGUAAAGUAGAUCCAACUGUAUUUAAACAGGGUAGAAAAGCUAUACUUUAACCAAAAUUUUGUAGUUAGAUAAUUUUUAUCUUUGUCUUCUUCAUUGUCGUGAUGUAUUUUUAUUGCAGACGUGGAACCUUUUUCUCAAGUUUCUAAGCCAAUUUUUUUCUUUUACUAGUUUCUUUUUUCUAGUAAUCCCCUUUUCUCUAGUAAUCUGUUUUUCAUUUUUCUUUUUUCAUUCUUCUCAGAACCUCUACAUUUUAUAUGCAUUAACUAUUCCAAUAUCCAACAACAUAUUCUGGAGGUCUUGCAUAAGUUUGAUAAAAAGUACUAUAUUCUCUGCAUAAAGCAAUCUUCUAUGUAUUGCAUCUUUGCAGAUAAUAAGUUGAAAUAAUCUGAUUAUUGUGAAAAAUAAGUGAAAAUCUCCAAUCAUUGACCCUUCAGCGUUGAAAUUUUUGAAAAGCAGAUUUCAGAACUCGUUUUGCCCAAGUGUUUCUUAUAUCGUAUAAUCAUACAAUUUAGUAUUUAAUUGCUACAAGGGAAACACGUCUUGCUGGACUAACGAAUAAUACUAGUAUGGAUACCAAUAAAAGGGCCUAACUCAGUUCUUCAUUUUUCGAUUUUACCUUUUGCAGUAAGGUUAAGUCCCCAUUUGUCGAGCUGUCUUAUGCCCAUAUAUUAACUAUCCUACUUUACAAUGCAUUUAUGUUUAGUCCAGCAUGUCAUUAAAACCUGUUGUAAUAAAAAAAAAAUUUUUAAAAACAAUGAAAACAUGAACAAUCAACUUCGAAAUACAAGAAAACUGUGACAAUGAAUUUUAGUUAACUAUUACCGUAUUAAAUUAUUGUUGCAGCCCACUUGUCUUAAGAGUAGCGCCAACAUACGGUGGGACGAACAACCGUUGGCGGCGAGUCAUUGCGAUGGUGUAAGGCUGUGAAACACAAAUAUAUAAUCACUGGUUGUGUAUUAUAGAGAUCCUCUAAAAAUUGGAUGUAUAAACCAAUUCUUGUAGCUCAUAAAAGGGUUCCAAAGUACUUAAAUCCUUAACAAAAUUCAUCCUCGCUCGCACUCGCAAUAUUUUUUCAAAUCAUUGUUAGCAUUUAUUAUGUUAGUUAGGCUUCAGUUAAUAGACAUUAAAACUUAUAGACGAAAAUAAAAAUUUAAGUAAGCUACGAGAAUGAGAGAGUACAAGGGACGCAUUUGCUUCUUGGUAACGCCGCAUAUUAUUUAUUAUGAGAUUAAGCUUGAAUUGUCAGUGGUGUAGAAAACUCUCUCGGCAAUAUGAUAAAAGUUAAUGUUUCAAAGCAAGAUUUGAGAAUCAGAGAGCAAAAGAAAAGUACAUAUAUGCUGCUAGGCAACGUCGCAUAUUAGUCUUUAAUAUUUGUCACAAUUACCGAUAAAAAAAAUUGGUGUACUUUCAUUGGUUUACGUAGGUAUAAAUCCAAAUUUCAUAAAAAUCCGUCAAAUAGAAAACAUUUUAUUCGUCCUGUCAUAUUUCAAAGCAAGCUAAAGAGCGCUCCAGAGUUACUUCUUGGCAACGUCGUAUAUUAGUGUGAUGCGAAAAUUAAUUUCCGAUAAAAACAAUAAUUGGGUUUAAAUUAUUUAUUUGUUUACUCCUAUUUGCUCACAAAAAUCUCUUUCAAAUUUCACAUAUCUAAUUAAUCUUAAACUGCCCAAAAAAUGUCAAUGGCAUUAAAGCUAUUAGAUAACAAGAAUGAAAAAUUUAAUAUUUCAACGCAAAUUAUAAGAAUGAGAUAGCACGAAAGCUAUGUGAGCUAUUUGGUAACGUUGCAUAUCACGAAUCUUUACAAUCAAAACUGCAACAAGGUUACCAGUUUUGAUAAUUAUAUUUUUUCCAUAUUUAUCUAAAAGUAUUUGAACUAAUGAAUUACUUUUAUAUUAUUAUCUAACCUAAUUAAUUUAACCAAUGAAUAAAUUAAUGUGGGUUUAAAUUAUUUACCUUUUUAGUAUUAUAACACUUUUACACAAAUUGGCAAAAAUUCACCGAAACACAAAUUUCUCGUUCUAUCACAUUGGCAAAUUAAUGACUGCCUAGCCUAGACAGAAACACAGUCAAAAUUGAAUGAUGAAAUUUACUGGAAACGAUAAUGCAACGUUGCCAAUAUGUAUAUAGUGUCGAAGAAAGCCUCAACUUUUCUUCAUUACUAUCGUUUUUUAACUUAAAUGAAAGAAGAAAAAGGUUUCUUCUUGACAACGUUGUAUGCUUCCCCAAUAACAGUUAGGGUAAUUUUCCGUAUUGUAUGCAAAAUAGUAACUUGGCAAUAAUAAUAGAGUAGGUAAUAUAAAAAACCCAAAAUGCAUAAGACGGUCAACUAAAACAUAAAAGCUCUCUACAUAAAAAUACAAUGCGGCGUCGCGAAAAUCCCUAAAAUUUCUGGAAACUCUAGUUUUCUGUCAUUAACAUCCUUACAUUUUAAUGCCUUUUAAAACAUUAGUAAGAAAUGCUAACAAUAAAGUACUUGUUCCUAAUUUUGAAAAAUAACUAUUUUGGAACCUGUAUUAGGCGUCACUCACUCUGUUACGUUUCAUUCAAAAAUUGUAUUUUAGGCCUAUAGGCGUUUCACUUUGUCACCGUUAGGAUAUUCAAUUUGGAAAUAGAAAAAAAAUAGGUACAGUUUAGAAGAAAUUUGAAAAAAAUUUUAAGCUAUUUGAGGCUCUGAGAAUAUCCUUUUUUUAUCGCCAAUUAAGAUGGUAUUUGUGUACAGAUAUAUUGCCAUAUAAAUGAAACAUCUACCUUCAUUCAUCUCUAGUGAAAUACUUUCCUCCUUCUUCUUCUUGGUUUACCCCCUCUUCUUCUUUAGCUUCCUCUCUCUCCUUUAGAUUCUGAUAUAAAUGUUUGAAUGAUUAAUAAUUCCAGUAUAUCUGUAUGCGCAUCCACGUUAUUUACUAUAAGGAAAUGUUUUCAGAAUAAAUAUUUACUUAAAAAUAUUAUUAUGGGUUGUGUAUAUUACACUGUUGAAUUUCUGUUUAAAAAAAUAAAUAAAUAAAUUGCUAUACCGACUCUUGUGCAGUCUAUUAUAAUUAGUUGAUAAACAGUAGUCUUAACGCUCUAAAAUAGAAAAAAAAAUCGUAAAAAAUUAAUUAUAUCUUUAUCUAAGUAGAACUUAUUAUUGAUUAUCUUACUACUAUUAUUAUAUUCUCUUGUUCUUUUAUGAUAUUUAUUUUAUAGAUGUAGAUUUACGAAAGCAUGCAAAAUGUAAGUGGUAUUUUUUUUUAAAACUUACAUUUGACAAGAAGGCAUUUAAUUAAAGCACUUAAGGCGGGUGAAAGACUAAAAAUCGUAAAAAGUUAAUUAGAAUUUCACUUCUUUCACCUAUUUCUUUAUUUGAAAAUUUGGUGGUUGCUUAGGCCGUUAAAAUAAAAUUUUAACAAAAUGCUUGUUGUCGUAGUAUAUAAGUUAUACAGGGUGUCUAAAAUAGGGUCUUUUUUCUUUAAGAUAUGGGGAUAGUUAAAUUAGCAAAAUUGGCGUUUUUUUUCUGAUCAAUCUAGUGAAAAUAGUUUAAUCUUUUUUAAGGGAUAUUAUUACAUCAAUCGAUAGAAAGUGUUUUUUUAAACAACAAAAAGGUCUUUUGAUUACAUUUUUUGCCUGAAGUUAAAAAUAAAGCGUUACCUUGGGUGCAUAUUUAGGACGCGUUUUUAGUACAGUUUCUGUUUAAUGAAGGGUAAGAAAUACCAAUAGAACGUUAGAGCAUUUAUCUAGGAAAAAGAACAUUUGCCUAUACGUCGUCAUAUACAGAAUGCCACAUAAUGGGCGUGAUCGUUAUGAUUUAAAUGCUACAUAACUUUUUUAUUUUUAAAUACAAUUUAAAAAUCUUUUUUUUAAAUAACACACAGACUUGGAAAAUAUUCUUAACUUAAUGUGAAAAAUUACGUCUUGCAGUUGUCUCAAUUUUCUGCUCCACAAAGUCGUGGUCUUUCCAACACAUCUUACGUGACUUCAGGGAUGGUCGCUGGCUUAUUGAUAUAAACUCUCUCUUUCAUAAAUAGCCACAAUGAAAAAAAAGUCUAGAGCAGUCAAAUCCGGCGAGCGCGGCGGCCAAUGAAAAUCGAUUGGUGAAAUUCUCCCGUUACAGGACACAGGUACCAUGUCAUUGAAAACACAAUUUAAAGGUGAUUUUCCAAAACUGGUCUCAAAAAAAUGUUCAGCAGGGUAUGGUGAACAGCAUUGGUUGUAACGGUAGCACCGGCUUCAUUUUCGCUUCAUUUUCAAUGCAGCUCUCGCUGAUAAAGUGCUUUUGGAUUCUCUGUAAUCCAACGCAAAAUAAGCUUCAUCACUCAUUAUCAAAUUGUUAAUAAUAUCAGGAUUUUCUGCUGUUUUUAGCUGCAACCAAUAGCAUAAUCAAGCCGUUGAGGGUAGUAUACUGGAUUUACUUAUUGCUUAGCUGGAUUGUGUAGGCCAAUAUUCGCAAGGUGGCGAAAAUUCUCUGAAUAGACCUUCGUAAUAGACCAAGUUACGCAGAACGUCUCUUGGUUGAUGUUUCUGAACUUCCUUGCAUCUCUUCCUUACACGUUCAAUAUUCGUCGCUUUACAUGGCCUUCCGACUGCAGAACUGUUUCUAACUGAACCUUGUUGCCGAAAAUUUAUGACCAUGCAAAUUAUUGUUAUCACUGAGGGUCCUAUCCAGUCCUCACAAUAAAAUAUCAUCGAUUUGCACGCUGCAUCAGAAUAACUGAGUUUCCGUUUAAAAAACAAAAUUCAAUGAUUUUUGUUCGUUGUUCUCAUUCUUCUUUGCCCAAUUCUGAAAUAACAAAAAAUAUGAUUUUAAAUAAAUAAGUUAUAAAGCAUUUAAACCAUACCACUAAAUAUGCGCCAUCCUGGACCAGAUAUAGUUAUUAGAAUAUUUAUAUAACAGUGAGACAGUUUAGAAAAUUCUUGAUGAUGUGUAGACUUUAACCACACAUAAAGCGUUUAAAGAGCAUUUUUGUGUAAUGAAAAAUUCUAAAAAAAUUAAAUAUUGUUCUCGGUUAAGUUCCAGGAGACAAGAUCUAAGUACAAUUUUUAAAAGGCAUUUUUGUCCAACUGAAAUAUAGAUAGACAUAUAUAUUUUCAAACUAUUUGAAAAUAUGUACAAAAAGGAACUUGCGUUCUGGCUUUGCACCAUUACAGUUCUGCCCAUUAUUACAAUUUUUAUAUUUAAAUGAAGACUUUAUUCAUAUAAAUCACAUUUGACAUGUUGCAUUAUUUUUCUUCUUUAUUUUUCUCGCUUUGUUUGUUGGUUUAUCACUUUUUCUGAUUUGUUUAUUAAUAACUUUUUUCAUCUUUUAAUGUCAACUAUUUUCAUUUUCGCCAUUAAUUCUCUCUGUUAGGAUUUUGUUUUUUUGUUCUUGUUCGUGUUGUUUAUUUCCAAUAUAUUUGCUAUCUAUCGGUGUUAUAAUGUCCCAUAUAAAAAUGGCUUUUGGUUCUGAACCUAAAAGUGCAAAAUUCUCAUUUUAACUAUCCUUCUCUUAUCCUUGAGAAUAAAGUAGCUAGUAAAGACACCUAGUAUGUAGUUUAUUGGUUAUGUAUGUAUAAAAAUUAUAUCUUGUAAAAUUAACAUAAAGCAUCUAAAACAAGUUUACAGUACUAAAUAUUAACGGUGAAUCUGUUCUUAUACUAAAAACUAUCUUGCCAAAACGGGUUUGUUCUUAAAAUUAAAAAAAACGCGUAAAUCUGUCUUAUAAACGCAUUGUGCCAUGAAAUAUAUUUUUUUGAUGCAUAUAUUUUUUUAUUUAAUGUCUUUUAUUAACAUUGUUGCGCUUGGUAGAAUAUAAGAACUAAGAUAUAGAAAUCAAAAUAUUUAUUGUAAAAAGAGAACGUUUUAUUUUUAGAGAUAUUAGACAUUUAUAAACAGUCGAGAAAUACUUUUUAAUAUCAUCAUCAAUAAACAAUAUUACCUAAGUAGUUAAAAGGGCGAUAACAUCGACCGUAUAGUAAAUCGUUAAAAUAGUUAAUUCAAGGUACUUUUAAGGACACACUGUAAUAUUCAAUUAGAUUUGUAACAUUUAAAAGUUAAGCGAAAAAAAGUAUUAAUUCAAGAUUCACCGGCACGGGUUGAAAAGAAAUAAAUAUACAGAAGUUAAAGAGGAAAAAUCUAUUUUGGUUGAAAACUUGUAUAAUAUAAAUAUAAUAAGUAAGUGGGGCCUGAUUGUAUAUUUUUAUCGUGCCGCAAAGCCCCAGGGUACGAUAAAAGAAAAAUGAGAUAUAUUAUGUAAAAAAACUAUAAAAUUCAAUAAAAAUUAUUUCAA